UAGCUGCGGGUAGGAGGGGGCUGGGCAAGGUGGGGGCUUGUUAGGGAGGGGACGGUGGGCAGCCGCUGCUUUGGGGAGAUCCGAUGAGCUCCGUGGCUUUUUGCUGGGUUUGCUGUCAUUUCACCUGAAGGCAGAACUCCGGGAAAGUGCGCACUUGCAGGAGAAGGAUGAGUUGGAUCUGGACCGCAAGUCAAGGCAGGGUCGCUGCUCUGCCCCUGAGUGACGGACCUUGGAUAGUGAAAGUGGAGGAAGAUUCACCCGGAGGUGGGGAGUCCGACCCACCAGGGGACUGUCCGGAUCCCGAAACUUCCCGACGGCAUUUUAGGCGGUUCCGUUAUCAAGAGGUGGCCGGACCCGAAGAGGCGCUGAGCCGACUCAGGGAACUUUGUCGUCGGUGGCUGAGGCCCGAGGUGCACUCGAAAGAGCAGAUCCUGGAGCUGCUGGUGCUGGAGCAGUUUCUGACCAGCCUGCCCCAGGAGCUCCAGGCCUGGGUGCGCAAGCACUGCCCGGAGAGCGGGGAGGAGGCUGCCGCCUUGGUUUGGGCUCUACAGAGAGAGCUUGAUGAGACCUCACGCCAGGGGUUGGUGACAGUCCAGGAUGUGGCUGUGUCUCUAACCUGGGAGGAGUGGGAGCGUCUGGGCCCAGCACAGAGGGACCUCUACAGGGAGAGUGCGCCGAAGGAUUAUGGGAACGCAGUCUCGCCAAGUUUGGAAACCAGAACUGAGAACAAAGAGUUGAUUCUAAAGCAAGAAAUUCUAGAAGAAGUGGAGCCACAAGGGCAGCUACAAGAGUCCCAGGAGAAGGGGCCCCUGUCUUCCAAGUGUGGUGUUGCCCAUGAGGACAGGAUAGAAAAGCCAUCAGGCGACCCCUCACUGCUGAAACUUGAAAAGCCUCCUGAAGAUCAGGGAGCCACCAGCAUCUCAGAUCUCAAGAGUGCUCCCAGAGAAGAGGGAGACUCCAAAAAGAAUGAAUUGGGGACUAGUGCCAGAAGUUCAAACUUUGUUCCUGCUCAGUACAUCCAGACAGCAGAGAGACCCAUUACCGGUGAUGAAUGUGGGAACUAUUGCAAACACAGGUUAGAUACCGUGAAACCUCAUGAAUCUCUUGACAGUGGGGAAAACUGCCAUCAUUCAAGCCUACUUGAGGCGCAGAGGCAGUUCCAUGAAGAAAGACCUUAUACGUGUGACACCUGUGAGAAGAGUUUCAAACAGCGUUCCGACCUCUUUAAACACCAGAGAACCCACACCGGGGAGAAGCCCUACGGGUGUUCUGUCUGUGGGAAAAGCUUCAGUCAGAGCGCUACCCUCGUUAAACACCAGAGGACUCACACUGGAGAGAAGCCUUACACCUGCCCCAAGUGUGGGGACAGCUUCAGACAGAGCUCAAAUCUCAGUCGGCAUCAGAGAGUCCACAUGGGGGAGAAGCACUACAUGUGUCACGAGUGUGGGGAAAUCUGCCGUAUCUCCAACCAUUUUAGACAUCAGAGGACACACCAGGGAGAGAGACCCUACACGUGUGAAGAGUGUGCGAAGAGCUUUAAACGGUGUUCCGACCUCUCCAAACACCAGAGAAUCCACACCGGGGAGAAACCCUACGAAUGCCAAGAAUGUGGGAAAAGCUUCAGUCAGAGCGCAACCCUUGUUAAACACCAGAGAACUCACACUGGAGAGAAGCCUUACAGAUGUCUUGAAUGUGGGGACAGCUUUAGACAGAGUUCACACCUCAUCCGACACCAAAGAAUCCAUAGAAAUAAAGCCCCAUCAUUUUGACAUGCUUCUGCAUGAGCUGUUUUGUUUCUCUCUCUCUCUUUCUUUCCAGAAACUACAUUCUUUGGCUUUUGGAGUAUUUCAGUAAUCGUGGGUCAUACUGCCCUGGGCAUUACACCCAAGAAAGAUUGAGUCCAGCUAGAGUCUAGGGACACCCUUUGGUAGCGUAUUGCCUUGAAGCAGGACUGCGUGAGUCAGGAGCCCCACCGGAACACACUUUCCAGCAGAGCGAGGGCGGAACCGUGAGAGUUCUGUCCUUGUCACUCUUCUGGAACCUCUGCUUUUGGACCAAAUCUUGUCCCCCCGUGUUGCUU
Messenger RNA from Delphinapterus leucas (beluga whale), 2080 nucleotides. RefSeq names its product zinc finger protein 394 (gene ZNF394). Gene Ontology annotation, molecular function: DNA-binding transcription factor activity, RNA polymerase II-specific; RNA polymerase II cis-regulatory region sequence-specific DNA binding. Gene Ontology annotation, biological process: regulation of transcription by RNA polymerase II. Lineage: Eukaryota; Metazoa; Chordata; Mammalia; Artiodactyla; Monodontidae. The record is from RefSeq and is a predicted model, not a curated record.